CCCAGCACCAAACUGUCAUUCAUUCGUUCGCUCCUUGUAGCAGCUUCCAGAUCGCAGAAUCUGGAACAGGUUCCGGUCGACACAAGUGCUGUGUAUUCUUAUCAUUAACUACCUUAGUCGAGAAUGGCAUCGGGAAGGUCAUCAAUCUAUCAAGAUUUGUCAGAGAUUUAUGAUAAUGUAAUCAAUAAGGAGCAUCCCCGUAAGCUGAUACCGGAGCUAUGCAAACAAUUUUACAACCUCGGAUGGGUAACUGGAACCGGGGGCGGUAUAAGUAUUAAGCUGGACGACGAAAUCUAUAUCGCUCCUUCCGGUGUGCAGAAGGAACGCAUUCAACCCGAUGAUCUUUUUAUACAGAACAUUGAGGGAGAUGAUCUGCAAACACCGCCCGAUUAUAAAAAGUUGACGAAAAGUCAGUGCACACCGCUUUUUAUGCUUGCAUAUAAAGAGCGUAGUGCUGGAGCUGUUAUACAUACGCACAGUCCCGCAGCAGUAAUGACAACGCUGCUCUGGCCUGGUAAAGAGUUCCGUUGUACACAUCUGGAAAUGAUUAAGGGUAUUUAUGAUUACGAACUAAACCGUAACCUAAUGUACGACGAAGAGCUUGUGGUGCCUAUCAUCGAGAAUACGCUGUUUGAGAAAGAUCUGGAAGAAUCGAUGGCGAACGCGCUGAGGGACUAUCCCGGCACCUCAGCCAUACUCGUUCGUCGCCAUGGUGUGUACGUGUGGGGUCACAACUGGCAGAAGGCAAAGACAAUGGCUGAAUGCUAUGAUUAUCUGUUCUCGCUGGCGGUGGAAAUGCAUAAAGUUGGUCUGGAUGCAAAUGCCGUACCGAAACAGUACUAGAUGAGUUCUAUCCAGCUUUAACCACCUCACGAAACCUAGUCCUGACGCCACCCCCUCCAGGAUUAGAACGAUAAUCACAAACAAACACACACACACAUACACAGAUAUACAUGCAUGAUAAUCGAGUAGAGUUAGCAUUAGUUGUUAUCAUGGCAUAACCAUGAAUUUUUCCACGGCGCAUUUCUCAAACAUUUGCAUAUAUAUAUAUAGUUUUUAUGUUUUGUUUUUUAUUUUAAAAUUCAAUUGCACAACCACAGGGAAAUAUAUAUUGCUAGCGUUUAACUAUACAUUGUUCAUCGAGGUUUUCAUACAAGUGAUAGAGCGCGUGUUUUUGUACGACAUAUUAGUAGGAUUUUUUGAGAAUAAAAACGCGCUGUUGUUUUCAGCACCAUCCCGAGAAA
This is a messenger RNA of Anopheles funestus (African malaria mosquito), 1244 nucleotides long. RefSeq names its product probable methylthioribulose-1-phosphate dehydratase. The record is from RefSeq and is a predicted model, not a curated record. Gene Ontology annotation, molecular function: methylthioribulose 1-phosphate dehydratase activity; metal ion binding. NCBI's taxonomy places the organism in Eukaryota, Metazoa, Arthropoda, Insecta, Diptera, Culicidae. Bases 124 to 843 code for a protein of 239 amino acids. The transcript is spliced from 7 exons. Gene Ontology annotation, cellular component: cytoplasm.